Messenger RNA from Ogataea polymorpha, 4708 nucleotides. RefSeq lists its product as uncharacterized. Bases 1 to 747 code for a protein of 248 amino acids. The record is from RefSeq and is a predicted model, not a curated record. NCBI's taxonomy places the organism in Eukaryota, Fungi, Ascomycota, Pichiomycetes, Pichiales, Pichiaceae. The transcript has a single exon.
AUGAGAAUCUUCGCGCCUUUCCGCUCUGGUCAGCUUAAGUUUCUGGCUAGCCGCCAGCCGAGGUUCCCUGUUCCCGACAGCCCACGGAAGGCCAAUCUGGGAACUAUUAUCCAAAUGCUCCAGCUCAAGGUGCCCCAUAUUUUGCAGCACAACCUGCCGCAGGAAUUUCUGGCCCAGGAUAUCGUUCUGAGACUGCUCCCCGGCCAAAAACCACACAUACCGGUUAUCCGCGGAGUUCUACUUUACAACACCACAUUCAAGACGCUGCAACUACUGUUGACCUCGUUUUUCCUGAACCCGGAAGCAAAAUUGCACAUUACACAUAUGAACAUCAAGGAGGCAAGAGGGUCGCUGUCCAACACAGACCUUGUCAAUCUCUCGAUCAACAACAACCUGCUGGAUUUCGAAGAGUCUCCAGAACUGUCCCCAUACACCACCAAAAUCACCAUCAAAUGGCGCACCUGUCUCAACGGGUGCCCCCAUCUCCGCGACAACAAAACCGCGGACGCCAGGCUCGGCGCAUACAAUCUGGACACCAACAGCCUGCUGCACCUGAAACUGCCUCUCCAAAACCUGACCAAGCUCGAUGACAACUCCAUCGAACGUGUGCUCACAGGCAUCUUUGUGUUCGAAUUAAACGACAAAAACGACAAGAUCGCUGUACAUACCAUCGACGACUGCGAAAUCAUCGAAAACGAACAGCCGUCGCCAGACACAAACAACAUCGGCUUUGCCCCGGGAGCAUAGCCUCUGUAUAUAGCCUACUGCUCCGCAAUGCGUCUCAGAAGCUCAACGUUGAGCUCGAUGCUUUCCGCCACCUUUUCGCUGAGACACUUCAUCCUGUACAGGAAAUAUAGCUGCAAUAGCAGAAUAAAAGUCACCAGUAUUGCAAGCCAGUUUCCGGCCACUUGCUCCAGAACGAGAACGUAUCUCGCCGGCUGCUGCGAAACGGACUCUGUAGGAGUCUCCUGCGGUUUCUCCUCUGUCUCCUCGGUGUCUGCGAGCCUGCCCGUCUGGAUCUCUGGAAGAAUCUUGUCUAGCUCUUCGCCAAUCAGGUCGGCGGUUCUUUGCUGUCCCGACUUGGUGCUUUUCUCGAUAACUCCCUUAAUCCAGCUCGACCCGGUCCACACGAUUUUGUAGCUGAUUUUCAGCCGAGUCUGGCUGUCUUCCGCCCAUGUAAAAAUGUACCUCGUGACAACGUGGAAAGCAGUCCCGCUGGGGACGUUUGGCGUGCACGUGGUGCUCACCACUUCCACGUACUCGUUCAAAUCUUUGUGCUGGAUGAGCUCGGACGCCUCCACCUUGGCAGACUUGGGACCAAUCGAGUUGUUGAGCUUUUUUUCGUACUCGAACUUGCGCACCAGCUCCUCAUUUUCGUUCUCCUUAAAUGGCCCGUAGUCGCUGAAAUUGUACCCGUCGCUCAACUCCAUGAUGUGCUUGUGAAAUGUGAUUUUUUCGCCAAAAAGAACGUUGAACACCACGCCCAUGGGCGCAUUAAAAAUCUUGUCCAAAAUGAUCGAUUCACCAUGCGCCUCAGGCUCGUAGCUGCACUCCGUCGGGGUGUGCUUGUCGGGGCCCUCGUUUCUAUAAACAGGACUGGCCACCGCCUCCUCGUCUGUCUCUCCAUCCAUCAACGGACCGUUCUCGUCGAUGGUAAAGAUGUCGUCCUCCGAAAGCUGCUGGAUCGCCGGUGCAGCCAGAUUGCUCUCGAUCAGGUCCAGGGCGCGCGACUGUUCGUUCUUGGCUUUGCUCAGAGCCACAGAUUUCGACCACACGGUCUCCAGAAAGUUCAACGUCGAGUCGCGCGAGAUGAAGCUCGCGAAAGUGUGCUUUCCAUCCCUAGUCUCAAUGACUAUCCCAUUUGGAAACAGCCCGGCCGUCGAUUUGCGCUCAAAAUGGACCACCUCGUCGUGAGAAAUCACCAAGCUCGUCACCCAGCCCAGAAGGUUGGAGUUGAAGCAAAGAUAGUGCUCGGAUACGUAAAGUCGACCUUGCAGAAGGAUUUCGCGGCUCAGAGCACAGCUGAAAUCGUCAAGAAGCCGCUCGUUGUCCGGGAUGUUCUUGAACAGCUCGUGGAACUCGACAUUCCGCGUCAACGAAGCGUAACGGUACUGUGUGUCCAGAUACUUUUCGUCCGUGUACAGCUUGUUAGAGAACUCUGCUGGCGACCGGUCAAAACUGUCGUUGGAGGCCUCUGUGAGGGGCGUCUUAGGUAAGGACGAAAUGCUGCUGCUUUUUGCUCGGCGAGACGAGCGGCGGUAGCUGAGCAUCUCUGUGUGGCCAUUGACUACGUGUUCGAGCUUGCCUUCGUCCUCGCCGUCCUUUUUCGUGUGGUCCUCCGACUGACUGCGUAACGGAGUGCCCAGAGUGGAGGCUGUGUCGGUGGUUGUGUCUGCCUCCUGCUGUCUGGAAAUGGAAGCAAGACUUUUGAUGCUGGACAUGAAAGUGGCAUUCGGCGGCGGGACGGGCGUGGCAGGCUGCUCAUUGGCCGACUCGUGGCUCACUUGGUCUCCGUCGCCAUUCAUCGACCCGUCGGUGUCUCCUAGGCUGUCGCCCUGAUUGAACGAAAGAGAAACAGCGUCUGUCUUUGUUGUCUCUGGGUCUGCGGGCGUGGACUUUUUGAUUUUGAGCGGCAUCGAGGCUGUUGACGAGGCUGUGCUCGUGGACAGAUUCGACGCUCCAGACGGACGCGGCCGCUCGGGAAUGGCCAUUGCGGAGGUGCGCAGCGACGAGGUGCUGUUGAUCACCUCGUACGCGUUAUCGUCCGGGAGGCGGGGAAUAUCCACCGAGAGUUUGUGUUUUGGGAGCGGCGUGGACACGGACGAGACCGACGAGGCGUGGCUGCGGGCCCUGUGGGAGUCCUCGAACGAGAGCGAGGCCUUGUUUGUGGGGGUGGGGCUUGCGGACUCCUGUGCAUCAUCCAUCUCCACGAAAGGCCCUAGAUCCAUGGCAAUUGGUUGCGGGUGUAUUACUGCCACAAAUUGAGUGUUGUGAGAAAAAGAUUCGAGACGCUAGCUCCUUUUGUUAGGAUCAGUAUUUAAAUUAGUGAUUUUUUAUUUUCAGCCGAAAAGUUGAUCCUCAGAUAACGUAAUCGGUUGCUAUGCAAGUUGGCAAGAGCCGCUCCUCACAAUUUCUGCUACGGCAACUGCUUUAGCGCUGGAAAUGGAUCCAUUAAUGGCGGUAUCUUGCGCGCUUUUUCCGCGCUUGUCGCAUUAUAUAAAUCCACCCCAUGGCCAACAAUCUUAGCUUCCUUUGAUAUGUUCUUUUCUCUACCAUCGUUAAAGGACAUCCGCAAACUUGGAAAGCUCACAUACCCAUGUCCCGAGUGACAGAAACCAGAACUGUUGCACCUAUCCCAGAACUUGUUCCCGGACAUACAAAUAUUCCUGUUCAUAUACUGCGACCGAUUAAUGGCUGUUCUUAGUGGACAUGGUCGGCGCUAAUUUUGGGAGCUUUUGCUCCGACCUGCUUGUGACAGCUCUAGGAGAUUUCCUGAGCAGAGCAGUUUAUAUCCUCCCGGCGAAAAUCCUAGCGCCGGUUUUCCUAAUGGGAGGAUACGUCGACGCGGCCCAUGCUGCGGAGGGGACAUAUAGAACUUUUGAAAUACUGAAAACUGAAUUUGAACGUACCUCCCCUUACAUGGAAAGGGAGAGCGCAUCCCCCCUAUGGAAGGGGAGAAGUAUAUCCCCCCCUUCAGAUAGGGAGAAAUAUAAAAUGCGUUCCCCCUAUAGAAGGGGAGAAAUGCAUCCCCCCUUUCAAAUAGAGGGAAGGCAAAUUACAUGCCCUCCCUGUUUGGGAUGGGUAGCCUCUCCCCCUCCCCUAUGGUCAGGAGAGCCGCAUCCACCCCUAGUUUCGAAAGUAUACUUCCCGUCUUUCUAGUACAGGGCAGUGGUGGAACCCCAUACCGGACGACCUAUGGCAGUAUACUUUCACGGGCCUACCCCGUCGUGAUAGUAGUAGUUCAAUGUGUGGUAUAACUGGAAUCUUCCAAUGCUGGAAAUAUGGGCGAAAAAACGUGAUUUGGUAGCAAAACCUUAGAAAUGUCACAAGUGUAGCAAAGUGUAGAAACGUCAAAGUAAAUGAACAUCCAAUUGCUAUCCUGGUAAACGUUAUACACCGGAGGGGGCAUCCCCAGCAAAACGCACCAAGUGGACGGUUAUACUGCUGAGUUCUAUUCGUUAGCGCUAACAACAUCGUCAGCCAAUUGCUAAGCAAUUCUUCAGAGGAAUUCGAUAUCUGCUGACCUCGAUUCAAGCUUCCAGGCCGUACUUCGUGCCAAGCCUGUGCAAAGCGUCGCUCGGUAAUUAAACCCGCGCCAGCAUCCGCACACACAUUGACAGGUUCCUAGUCCUUUCAGUACCCCCGGAUCAGGUUAUAGAACCUAUCCCGUUUCUUGCAAGCCACAAUGGAUGCCCCACAGUCCAGUGUCUACGUGAAGGCACUGCAGGUACUGGACUGCUAUCCAUCUGGCUUACAAGAUCCGGUUAAUCAACGCAAUGGGCCCAAUUUAUCUUAGACUGGACUCCAAGGCGAGGAAAACGGAGUCCUCCCAAACUAGCCAAUCUGAGAGUAUCGUCCGUGAUGAACAGAGAGCUUCCUGAAAGGGGCACAUCUGAUGUACCAAUAAUGAGCAAUCUGCUGUCCAUGAAGUUAUAUUUUGGGGCGCGGGGCCCUAUUUAUACGUGGGCGUCUAGGUUUCCGGUACGCG